Messenger RNA from Phymastichus coffea, 1002 nucleotides. RefSeq names its product histone H1-like. Gene Ontology annotation, biological process: negative regulation of DNA recombination; nucleosome assembly; chromosome condensation. Gene Ontology annotation, molecular function: nucleosomal DNA binding; double-stranded DNA binding; structural constituent of chromatin. NCBI's taxonomy places the organism in Eukaryota, Metazoa, Arthropoda, Insecta, Hymenoptera, Eulophidae. The transcript has a single exon. Bases 89 to 775 code for a protein of 228 amino acids. Gene Ontology annotation, cellular component: nucleosome; nucleus. The record is from RefSeq and is a predicted model, not a curated record.
ACUGACAGUCAAGCGGCGCAGCCAGCAUCCUGCUAUUUCUAGUAUCCGCACACACGUCCGUUCGAUCGAAUCGACAACAGGCAUCGCCAUGGCAGACAACGAAGCAAACGCACCAGCUGCAGCCCCGGCACCGACGGCAACGAAAAAGGCAGCGGCCAAGCAGACCAAACCCAAGAAGCCAAGGACCAAGCCCAACCACCCGCGCACCUCGGAGAUGGUUAACGCCGCGAUCACCAACCUGAAGGAGAAGGGUGGCUCGUCGCUGCAAGCUAUCAAGAAGUACAUCGCCGCCACGUACAAGGUCGACGCCGAGAAACUCUCACCGUUUUUAAAGAAGUACCUUAAAUCCGCCGUUGCCACCAAGAAGCUGGUGCAGGUCAAAGGCAAGGGCGCUUCCGGCUCGUUCAAGCUGUCGUCCGCUAAGACCGAGGCCAAGGUGGUGAAGAAAACCAAGAAGCCGGCCGCGAAGAAGACCAAGCCCACGGUCGCCGUGAAAAAACCGGCCGCCGCAAGCAAACCCGCGGCUAAGAAGGCAGCGAGCGCCAAGAAGCCGGCAGCCGCGAAGAAACCCGCUGCCGCCGCAGCGAAGAAGAGCUUGAAGACGUUAACGAAGAAGGCCAAGCCCGCGGCUGCCAAGUCCAAGGCCGCUCCCAAGCCUAAAGCGUCCGCUAAGACCAAGGUGGCACCCAAGCCCAAGGUGGCCAAACCAGCGAAGAAGGCUGCGGCCAAGCCGAAGAAACCCUCGGUGAAAAAGGCGGCGGCGAAAAAGAAGUAGAGACCUGUUGAGUGAGUGCGCGGUCAGGAGCAACAGAAAACCGGCCCUUUUCAGGGCCAACAAUUAGCCUAUAUUUAAGCAUAGAAGACUUAUCACUUGGAUUGAUAUUCAUUCUAUUUAUUUCUUUUCGUCAUCAUUGAUUGUACAUAUUGCAUUAUGAGGAUACGAAUAUAAUUUUCUUAUUUUUAAUAAAUACUGUUUUUUUUACAAGAUACAUUAGCACGUUU